AUGAUGAAUGUGAUUGCUCAGCUGCUCUAUGUUUUCCUGAUAUGGCUGCAAUUUGGAAAUUCUUUGGAUCUAGAUGCUCCGCAAAUGGGUGUCCCCAAAUCUGUUAGAGUAUGGUCGGCGCUAAAAUUCCUGUUGAAAGAUGAAGAUCCCACACUAUUGCCAAGGCUUUAUCCACUCGUGACGCAGUUGGAGGAUACCGAAUUUGAGGAGGGGCCAUUGGAAGGUGAUGUUGACAUCCUCGCACAUGUGUGUAGGACCUUGACUUCAAAGUACGGCAGAGGUGAUGUAGCAUCUCUCUUACCGCUUUACUGCGACUAUUAUCCCAUGGGCAUUUUCACGGAGGAAUAUAUAGAAAAGUACAUGAAUGAAUUCACUGGAAAAUCGUUUUUUGAAUUAGAUGGCAAGCGUUACAAGAACUCGGACGAUGUUUUCUAUUUGAAAUCAUCCGAAUUGAAGCGACAAUCACAGAUUCCCGACGACGAAAUUGUAGAGUAUGAUGAUGUGGUUAUAGGCACAAACAGAGAGGCACCCCUCGUUGUAUUUUAUGGGUGUCCUGAUGCCAAUGGCAUCUUUGAGGAUUUCAACAGAAAUUUAUAUUCAGAAUCCGUUGGUGCUGGAAAGCUGAGAUACAUCUGGCGACCAACAUGCCUUCUUGAAGAUACCCAUUUGCGAAAAAUACCUUUCGAUAUCACUUUAAAAGCAGGAUGCGACUUCGGAAGUCUUCCAAUUGAUACGAUGAAAAUACCUGAACCGUUUAGCAAAACUGAAUAUGGGUUCUAUAAUUCAACCGAAGAAGAACUCACCGACAUGGAUCUGAAAGUAGCCUCACUAAUAGCAACCUUUUACGAAACGACAAGAGAUUAUGGUAAGACCAUUGAGUACGCCAAAGGUAUAAUCGAUAAUUUUCCUUUGUUAACGAAUCAGUUGGCUUCCUUACACGAAGAUACCAAUAGAAUUCUCGAAAGUAAUAAAAUUUUGAAAAAAGGGGGUAUAGACUACGAUACUUUGGGACUCUAUAUAAAUGGUCAAAACUGGAAGCUUUCCUCUUUGGAUCAUAUCACACUCCUAGAUGGCAUUCGGUCCGAAUAUAAUCAUCUCCAGAGCAUCCAGAGAGUUUUGCGGUUCAUUGAUGACAAUGCAAGUACUUUCAAAGCUAAGAGACUUUUAGAAAUGUUUUCGCAAUUUUCGCUGCCCAAUCUGAAGGAGCUGCAACCUAUUAAACUUGAUUUUCAUCGGAUACCAGGAUUCUCAGAGAGUGUUAUCUAUUUCAACGACAUUGAAACGGAUGUUCAGUACGAUGACUUGACAACUGAUAUUCAAAAGUUUUUCGAGAAGUCAAAGUUUGGCGAAAUACCUGAAUACAGAUUCAACUGGAAUGAGCUGAUAUUUGUUAUCAACUUCGAUUCCCUUGACGACGUUGAUACACAAAUCGCUAUGGAAGGAUUGAACCGUGCAAUAAAAGUUAUGAGCCAGGGAUAUCCGCAAAGAAUAGGCCUACUUCCUUUGAGCAAUAAGGGAACUCCAAACGAUUACAUAGCAAGGAUAUAUGAAUUAAGAGACAAAGAUCUUUUAGAGCUCGAAGAAUACCUUGAAAACAUACUAGAAGAGAGUGCUCCUGUGGAAUGCGAAUAUGAAAUUCCUGAUGUUUCAGGCAUUUUGAAUGACUUGCAAAUCUUUAACACAUCGAUAAUAAUCAAUGGAGAGGUCUAUCCUUUCAAAAAAAACACUUGGCAUUAUCUGGUUGCAAGAAUCAUAAAAAAAGACACAGCAUAUCUGAAAAGAGAGCUUUCAAAGCUUUCUAAUGUGGAACAGAUUGACGUGCGAAAUAUAUUGCACUUCAAAUCUUCUAUUGCAAGAAAUAGCAAGUACACGCCUGAUUACUUUUCUGAUGCUACGUAUACCUUCAUGAAUGACUCUGCGCUUGAUAACUUACAGGAUCGUAUUGCAAUAUAUGUCAAGGGAAAUAAUUACAAUGUCCUGCAUACUGCUAGUUUGGUUGAAGAUUAUAGUACUCGGUCUGCACUAAAAAGAUUGCGCAACUUGCUAAGUACAACAUUUUCAGGUGUUCGGAUAAGAAUCAUCCACACAGGCCCUUUAUCCCAUUCAAAUUGGAGGAAAAUAGUAAAAGCGAGUUCGGAUGAACAAUUGCUCAAAACAUUGGGUGAACUUCUUGCCGUCUCUAGAGAUGCUUUUGCCAAAAAUGAUGUCGCAAGGGCUGUAUUUUCGCACUGGCUGCCAGAUAUAACCAUAAGCCAUAUGAAUGAUCUUUCGUUCAUUAUCGUUAAUGGAAGAUUUAUUCAUUUCGAGAAAGACGAAGUUCCAAGUAAAAUAACAUUCGAUAGUAUCAUUAAAAGAGAAGCGCAAAGGACGUUGGAUUCUUUAUACACAUUGGAAACAAUAUAUCCUGGAGCUACGGGAAAAUUCCUUGGACCAAACUUUAUUGAAAUGCUGUCCGCAGCUUUGACCAAAGUUUUCUAUCAAGGAACCCAAAUUUAUCAUAAUGGUAUAGAAUAUACAGCUGAGGCAUUCAUACCAAGAAUAGAUUUUUCUAAAUAUCACAAAGUCAAUGGCUACUCCUCAUUCCAAAGCAAAAGUGAGAAAUCAGCAGUCGAACUUUUAUUGGUUUUGGACCCGCUCGAAGAAAGAUCUCAGAAAUUCUUGACUUUGGCUCAAUUUGCAGAUGCAAUUUCGUUUGUGAAUUGCAAGAUCAUACUCCUCCCAACUGAACAAGUGACAAUGUUACCGAUUUCAAGGGCAUAUCUGGAUACACAAGAUUUGACAGAUGUAGAGCCUUUGAUAGACCAAUUUCAGGUUGAAAUUAAUGCACCAAGUAAUCUCUACAUUUCAAACAUGAAAGAAAUUAAUGGUGUUGUGAUUGAAGUUCAUGCUUUCUCCGAAGAUAUUCCUGUGAGCUCUGCAAAUAUCGAAGGUGCUGGUGGCAUUUGUUUGGAACUUGUCGAUGAAGAUGGUUUUAUAUUGGACGACUGUACUACAAUGGAGACCUUUGGUUAUGGUCAAUUCAUUACCAAAAAAUUUAAUUCCAAGCUUAAGAUAGCUAGUUGCGAUCCUAGGUUUCAAGUAGUUUCAAUCUCGGCCGAUGCUAGAUCAGACAAUUUGUUGCAAGAUGGUUUUAUUAUACGAAAUUUGAACCCAAUGCGAAUCUACGUACAAGUAGAGCGAGUCAGAGAGGAGGUAUCUGUAAUAACAAUGGAUGAACGGAUACAUAUUUAUUCGAUUUUGCAAAAUAACAAGGAUGAUGAGGAAAGAUAUAAAAGAAUGGUGCUUUCUAUUCUGCUAGACUCCCCACAAAAAGAUAAGAAGUUCAAAUUUUGGAUUCUUGAUGAGCCGUAUUUUACCAAAUCUUUCAAAACAUUCUGCAACUAUAUUAACCAAACUCCUGACCUUGAUGGGACGGUUGAGUUUAUAAAAUUUAAAUGGCCUUUAUGGUUGAGACCCCAACGUUUCAAUGACCGGAGAGUAGAUUCAUUCAAAGUACUUUUCCUUGAUGUGCUGUUUCCUCAAAAUAUAUCGAAAGUGUUACUUUUGAAUCCCACCCCCACGCCAAUUGAUGCGUCCAGAAUUUACAACACAUAUGAGUUCAAUACGCCUUUGGCCAUGUUUAAAGUGACUGGGUCAGGAUAUUGGAAUGAGGGCUACUGGUCUAAUAUGCUAGCCAAGAAUAGACUGAACUUCUACUCCUUGGAAUUGGCUAUGUUAAUCAAUCUUGAUGAAGUACGUCGUUUGAAAUAUGGCGACAAAUUGCGUUUGCACUACCAGAGGCUAACCGCAGAUUACCGCUCAUUAGUUAAGAUAGAUCAAGAUUUAUUGAAUGAUCUUCAGGUGGAGAUCCCCAUCAGCAGAUUACCAUCAUCACAGAAGAAACGUUUGCAUGUCGACCACGAUAAAAUAAAUUUCUGGUUACAAUUGAUUGACAAAGAAACAAUAAUUAGCACUCAAGAGCGUUUUGAUAGUGAUUCCAGAGAUGAUGCUAAUGAUUUCAUCUGGCAUGACGAGUUAUAA
Zygotorulaspora mrakii is the source of this 4020-nucleotide messenger RNA. It is a transcript of the gene KRE5, whose product is annotated as Kre5p. The record is from RefSeq and is a predicted model, not a curated record. NCBI's taxonomy places the organism in Eukaryota, Fungi, Ascomycota, Saccharomycetes, Saccharomycetales, Saccharomycetaceae. Gene Ontology annotation, molecular function: UDP-glucose:glycoprotein glucosyltransferase activity. The transcript has a single exon. Gene Ontology annotation, cellular component: endoplasmic reticulum. The coding region runs from base 1 to 4020 and encodes 1339 amino acids.